UCAUGCGUGUAUGAUACAGCUUACAACAGCUCUUAAUCGCGUUUUCCCGUUUCCAGCUCUGCUAUCUUACUUUCAAGUGGAACGAGGGCUAGCCAUGGCAAAUCCGUUGCCUCAACGAGAUGUCCUGGGUCUGUUAGAUAAGAUGGAACAGGCGGUAGCGGACAUGUUGCCGCGCCCGAAUGAUCCUGCCGGCAGUGCACGGGCCUCUGAAGCAGUCCGCAACUUUGCGGGAGCUGUUGGAGAGUUGGAGAAGUUCUUCAGGCAGCUUCAGGAGCUUAAGGUAAUCCCGCAGGGGCCUGCGGCUGCCCAGGCACUUGAAGUCGAAGAAUUGCAGGCUGAGAUUGAAGAGAAGGACCGACUCAUUGCGCAUGCGCGCGCUCAGGUCGCCCGAUGGCAGGACAUACUGCAGCAGCAGGAGCAGCUUCAAGAGAACACCCUAUUUGCAGGAAUGGGCGGCUGAGGGGUCGGUCCAUACUGGCGUUGAAACGACAGUCCAUUUUACACCCAUUGUUGAAGCUGCUCGGGAACCGUCAUGUGUCACUGGAUCGGCUUCAGGCGGAAGUCCAAAAUCGAUUUGCCCCAGGUUAAAUCCCUCGGUGGUGGAGCUGUGAAGCGAAGAGGGGUUCAUGUCAGCACAGAUCCUUACGACGGCUAAUCUAGCAGUAGCAGCGGCCUAUCCGAGAAAUGCCACCGCCACCACAGCGACACAUGCUACGUUGGCGUGGCGCCCUGCACAUGCCUUCCACUGCUUAGAGCAGC
Volvox carteri f. nagariensis is the source of this 759-nucleotide messenger RNA. RefSeq lists its product as uncharacterized. The record is from RefSeq and is a predicted model, not a curated record. The transcript is spliced from 4 exons. Lineage: Eukaryota; Viridiplantae; Chlorophyta; Chlorophyceae; Chlamydomonadales; Volvocaceae. Bases 11 to 460 code for a protein of 149 amino acids.